This is a messenger RNA of Marasmius oreades (fairy-ring Marasmius), 438 nucleotides long. RefSeq lists its product as uncharacterized. Bases 1 to 438 code for a protein of 145 amino acids. NCBI's taxonomy places the organism in Eukaryota, Fungi, Basidiomycota, Agaricomycetes, Agaricales, Marasmiaceae. The transcript is spliced from 3 exons. Gene Ontology annotation, molecular function: oxidoreductase activity, acting on paired donors, with incorporation or reduction of molecular oxygen; monooxygenase activity; heme binding. The record is from RefSeq and is a predicted model, not a curated record.
AUGUAUGAAGCCGGUGCCGAUACCACAUACUCUGCUCUGCUGAAUUUCAUCCUCGUUAUGACCGUCUUCCCUGAAUACGAACGAAAAGCUCAAGCGGAAAUCGACCGUGUCGUUGGACUUGGAUGGAGACUUCCAGACUUUCGAGACGGCGAAUUACUGCUUUAUGUGGAGGCAAUCCUGCUGGAAAUUCAGAGGUGGGCAAUUCUUCACGAUGAGGUGUACCCCGAUCCCUACACCUUCAACCCAGAACGGUGGACAAAGGACGGGAAAGAUCAAUACGUGUCUCCUCUGCUUUCGGUUUUGGCCGACGGAAUACCAGGAAACCUCGUGCUGAUCACUCUCUUUGGGGUAGCAUCUGUCCCGGACGACCAACCUCGACAAUGUGGAUCUCAGUUACUAGUAUCCUCGCGGUCUUCGAUAUCUCGAGGCGGUGAAUGA